Messenger RNA from Sphaerodactylus townsendi, 1226 nucleotides. RefSeq lists its product as uncharacterized. The transcript has 8 exons. The record is from RefSeq and is a predicted model, not a curated record. The coding region runs from base 342 to 1166 and encodes 274 amino acids. NCBI's taxonomy places the organism in Eukaryota, Metazoa, Chordata, Lepidosauria, Squamata, Sphaerodactylidae.
GAAGGAGGACUCCAGCAGCGCAGGGCUUUCUCCGGCCUCCCCCACUCCUGUGCUCGUGCUCCGGCCUUUGCUUACGCCAUAAUGCCAGCAACAAGACGGCGCUGCGGGUAAACGAGGCGGUCCCUCGUCCCUGACACCAACAGCGCCGAGCACCAGGCAAAGACCAUCUGAGCCAGCACAGCCCGGGGAAACUCACUCCUCUUUAUUUGAAGCUACGUUCCUUUUCCAGUAUCUAGUAAACACUAAUGUUGCAGAAGGUGUAUGGCACGUAAAACAAAUUCUUGAGUGUCUUCAGAAAGGAAGCCUGCACGAUUCAACCAAAAACACCUUGGGGAGAAGGGAUGGAGACCUUGGAUGAGUUUGACAAUGAGUAUCCACUCAUCAUAUCUUUCUGUGAGCGGAUUUCCCCCUGGGAUUUUGAGAAACAGUCCUUGAAUUACACUCAGAAAUCACUGCAAGAUCUUUAUACUCAAAUGGAGCAGAAUCCCAGAAUCUGUGAGAGAAUCCUGCGCAAGAGGAAGCAGGUGGAGAAUGAGGACGCUGGAUUGGUGCAAUAUCUGAAGGCCAAGUUCUUUACUGUACUUCAGGGAGACAUGAAUUAUAGCAACUUGAUGGAGGAAAUGGAGAUGGGAGAAAAGGUGGAACAAUUAAAACGUGAGAUGCAGAAGGCCAGUGACUAUGCUUACUCUGCCAAAAGCAUGCCAUGGCAGCAGCUGGAGAGAAGGACUAGGAAGAACACUCUUUUGGGAGGAUUCAGCCCCAGCCAGACCAGUCUUGCUGACCCACACCUUGCAACUAUGCCCAGAAUCUUUGGUUCUUUUCCAAAGCAGGUGGAGAGAUCCUCGGAUUCCAGCAUGGACUUGAAGCAGCUCUGGGCUGGAAUGUCUUCGGUCAAUCAGAAGAGCAUGGUUGACCUGCGGCCCUUAAUACUGAAUCCUGGCGGCUUCCGUCCCACGUACCUUGGUAGCAACUCCUUCUGUAGACUGAAAUACUCCAGCUUUCCAAGGACUCCUGUCAACAGCCCUACGUCAUCUUCCCAGAGUGCUGGCCCAUCCAACAGUGGCUCAGUUUUCAAUACUCCUAUACUGGCCAAGUUCAGAGACAACAAAGAUGAUGAGAAGGAUAAUGAAAACCUGGGCCCUGGUUCUAACUAUAAGGAGCCCUAAAUGACUUUUCACGCAUGGGAAGAUCCUAAGUUAAUUAAAGGUCACUGCAUAUUCACAAAA